GGCUCCAGUUAUCUUUAAAAACCCACUCGUCCCCUAUUUGGUUUCUGUACGCUCAGGCCAGGGUUUGCCUUGGUGAAAAAAAUUCGGAGCGAAACGCGGUUAAGUAAGCCUACACAAUCGAAGGUGGUGGUGGGGAACCCACAACAGAAAAACGUGUCGAUUUUAUUCAUGCUCCCGGCCCAGCCUUUAACCCAGUUUAGCCAAUUGCCGGGCGGCUUCUUCCCCUCCUCCCCUCGGCGUUUCAUCGCUGCCGAGUUACUAGCUCCGUGGUCCAGUUCAGCAACAUCGCCCCCGCCCCCUGCUCCCGCCCCCAGCGUGGCAGUUGGCGCAGCUGCUUCCCAUUCUACUCCAGGCAGGAGGGGGCGUGAUGACGUCAGCGCGGCGUCAGCCUCGGCCGGGAGAGGGCCGGGGGCGCCUGUCUCCGGGAGGGGUGCAGGUCUAACUGCUGCCCCUGGCCCUGGGCCCCCGACAGCCCCAGCUUUCCGGGAAAGAGUGACCGAAGCCCGGGAGAGGCCGCCCUGGAAGCCGGACCUGUGUCUCUUUCUCCCUUUGCCAACCACGCCCCCCGGGGACUGCGAUCUUACCUCAAAGAAGACUGUUUUGAAGACAUUUCCAUUUUCUUCUUCAGAGCAAUAAAUUUCAGUAUGGAGACCUAGUAUUUUUAAAGGGACAUGGUCUAAAUCCUGGGAGGUAGUUUUGUGCUUGAAUAUAGAUAUUAAAUAAUGAUGGAUGAUUUAAAAAUCUCUUUUCAGAGUUAAUGAUGCAUUAUACAUCCAUAUAAUAAUUUUUUGGUAGGGUAACAAUUUUUAUGCAUAUAGGAAAACACUGUAAGGUUUUUCUGAAACGUUUUGUGACCUGAUAUAUCUGUGAUGUUUAGAAUCUAAUGUUGUGAUAUAAAAAUUGUAGCUCUUCUAUAUAUAUGGUCCCCAGAUGUACAUGUUAUAUCAUUUAAUUUUUUAAAUACAAUGAAAAGCUUCUGUUAUAGACAUUAAACACUUUUUCGAAGUUAUAUCUGUUCUGUAGGAAAAGUGUAAUAUCAGGUAGUUCUAAAUUGUACAAAAUUUGAGUAUUGGUUAUAAGUAGAAGACUAACAAAUACGGCAAAAACAUUGAAUCAGCAGCACUUCAUGUCAAAACGGAAGAAUAACUUUGCGUGCCAUUUAGCAAGCGACAAAAUAUAGAAGGAAAGCAAAUUUGGUCACAUGAAACCAUAUCCAUCUUUAUUUAGUGUACAAGUUUAUGUGUGUGUGUUGGGCUUUGAAAUUGAAGUUAAAGAUUGUAAAGCAUUCCAUUAACUUUUCAAGCAUGCCCUCAAUUUAGGAAUAUAAUUUAAAAUAUUUCUAACACUUUAAAGUUGAUUUCAAGGGUUUAAGAUAUUUUCGGGCUCCUGUAAAAUUCCUUUAGGAAAAUGAGUAUUAAAUAUCUAAAGUGAUUAUUUUUUUCUCUUCUGUAGCACAGUAUAUAUUUUUUAAUGAUCAGGGUUUACAGUUUCCUACAAAAAGCAAAUAAAGAUAGGUAAUUUGAGUUUUCUUUAACUUAAGGUUUUUGAAACAGAGAAAUACACAUAUGCAUAUGAACAUAAAUGUGGGCUUAAGGUAUACAUCUUUAAAAGUGCAUCAUUUCAGUCCAUUGAGGUAACAUUGUAAUAAAUGAGCAACACAAUGCCUAAAUAAAUAAAUAAAGCCUGAUGAAAGAGUUAAUUAAAUCCAAAGUAUAAUACUAGAUGCCAUACAGGUAACGUGGGAGAAUUACUCUAUUUCUUACAGGGGUCCUUUGAUGUAAUUCUAAUGCUGGACAUCUAAUAACAAACACAAUUGACUCAGAUCUCAGUGUUUAGUGUAAAAAAAUGAAAAAAUUCACUUGUAUAUUUUUAGCCAAAUAUAUAAAUAAUAUUACAAAUCCACGCACAAAACUACCUCCCAGAGAAAGACUUGUCCCAUAUUAUUCACCAAAUACUUAAUUAUGAACUCGGUAGAGGACGGUGUGCUGUUAUCACGUUUGAUGAAUAGUGAUGCACAUGAAAUGAAAUAUGACUUGUCAUGUGAACUCUACAGAAUGUCUACAUACUCUACUUUCCCAGUCAAUGUUCCAAUCUCAGAAAGGAGUCUUGCUCGGGCUGGAUUUUAUUACACUGGUGUGAACGACAGAGUUAAAUGUUUCUGUUGUGGCUUAAUGCUGGAUAAUUGGAAACAAGGAGACAAUGCUAUUGACAAACAUAAACAACUAUAUCCUAGCUGUGCUUUUAUUCAGAAUUUGAUUGCAGUUAAUCUGGGGUCUUCUCAGUCUACAUUUUCUUCUUCAGUGAAUAAUGCCCCACGUUCAUUAUCUUCCAGUUCAGAACAAAGUGGAUAUUUCAGUGGUUCUUAUUCCAGUUUUCCACUGGAUCCAGUGACUUCCAGGGCAGCUGAGGACUUGUCCCCUUUGAACACCAGCCCCUACAGUUACUCAAUGAGUACUGAAGAUGCCAGAAUCCUUACUUAUCAGAUGUGGCCGUUGACGUUUCUGUCACCAUUAGAUCUGGCAAGAGCUGGUUUUUACUACAUAGGACCUGGAGACAUGGUAGCUUGCUUUGCCUGUGGUGGGAAACUGAGUAAUUGGGAACCAAAAGAUGAUGCCAUGUCAGAACAUCGGAGACAUUUUCCUAACUGUCCUUUCCUGGAAAAUCAACUCCAAGAAACAUCAAGGUUAAGCGUCUCUAAUCUGAGCAUGCAAACCCAUGCAGCCCGUAUGAAAACCUUUGUGACCUGGCCACCUCAAAUUCCUGUCCAUCCAGAGCAGCUUGCAAGUGCUGGCUUUUAUUAUGUGGGUCGAAAUGAUGAUGUCAAAUGCUUUUGCUGUGAUGGUGGACUGAGGUGUUGGGAAUCAGGAGAUGAUCCUUGGGUGGAGCAUGCCAAAUGGUUCCCAAGGUGUGAGUACUUGAUACGAAUGAAAGGACAAGAGUUUGUUGAUCAAGUUCAAGCUAGGUACCCUCAUCUCCUUGAACAGCUAUUGUCAACUUCAGAUGCUCCAGGGGAUGAAAGUGCUGAUCUACCAAUUAUUCAUUUUGGACCUGGUGAAAAUAAUUCCGAAGAUGCUGUCAUGAUGAACACUCCGGUGAUUAAAGCUGCUUUGGAAAUGGGCUUCAGUAGAAGUCUGGUAAAACAGAUUGUUCAGAGUAAAAUCUUAACAACUGGAGAAAAUUAUAAAACAGUCAAUGACGUUGUAUCAGAUCUUCUCAAUGCAGAAGAUGAAAAAAGGAAGGAAGAGAAAGAGAGACAAACUGAAGAAAUGGCAUCAGAUGACCUGACAUUAAUUCGGAAGAAUAGAAUGGCUCUGUUUCAGCAUUUGACCUGUGUACUUCCUAUCCUGGAUAGUCUCUUAACAUCGGGUGUGAUUAAUGAGCAGGAACAUGAUGUUAUUAAACAAAAAACACAGACGUCUCUACAAGCAAGAGAACUGAUUGAUACCAUUUUAGUCAAAGGAAAUGCUGCAGCCAAUAUUUUUAAAAAUUGUCUCAAAGAAAUUGAUUCUGUGUUGUAUAACAAUUUAUUUGUGGAAAAGAACAUGAAGUAUAUUCCAACAGAAGAUGUUUCAGGUCUUCCUAUGGAAGAACAGCUUAGGAGAUUACAGGAAGAAAGAACAUGUAAAGUUUGUAUGGACAAAGAAGUUUCUAUUGUAUUUAUUCCUUGUGGUCAUCUGGUAGUAUGCAAAGAAUGUGCACCUUCUCUAAGAAAAUGCCCUAUUUGCAGGGGUAUAAUCAAAGGUACAGUUCGUACAUUUCUUUCAUGAAAAGAAUCCAUACUUCCAAAUUUGUAUGGAGACAACUUCAAAAUGGUCAGUCAGGAGCCACUGAAGCCUUUUGGAAGAAAGAAAAAAGUAUUUUAAGGCUUUUUAAAGCAACUUAACAUACAAUUCUGCUUUGAUAUCAGUUACUUGGUUUUCUUAAAGUACAUGGUGUUGUUCAUAUACUAGAGUAUAUAUUCCUUGAAAGUUUGCGUGUUUAUGUGUUUGUGUGCAUGUUUUUGUGUUGGAAGAACAGGAUAUGAUACUGCGUGCUUGAAAGUAUAAGGAUAUAGACAUACUGUUAUUCACCAUUUUUGAAUAAUUGAACUUGGCUAGCUUACUAGAAGAUUUGAGUACUACAUAAGUAUAGUUAUAGAUGUGGGAACCAGGAGCCUCCAAAUUUGCCAUAACUAUGGUGUCAUUUUUGGGGGUAGCUUUUAACAAUUUUGUUGCAAAAGACUAAUUAGUCGAGGUGAAAAUUUUUCCUAAUAUGAGGAACAGAUUAUUAGCAUCAUUUAAAAGAGAGACUUAAUCUAAAUGUUUUGACUCAGUUGAAUAUAUAUAUCUUUGGUGUGAUGUUUUCUUGUCUUUAAAGAUAAGAUUUCAGAUUACAUCUCAUUUUCUCAACACUUCUAACAAGUGAAUAUCUGAAUUUAGGACAUAAGAUUAGAAAGUAGCUUUGUGCAUUAAAAUAAUGUGAUUUACAAAAGGGUUUCUUUAGUGAUCUGUAGUUUAUGUAAGGUGAUUCUGUUUCAGGAGCAUAGCUGUUGUAUGUCUGUUCAUUGUAAAAAAUAAAUAAUGCUGAUGCGGUAGUAUGAUACUACCACAUUCUUUAUAAGCUAAAUUAUAUUUGUUUUGUGAAACUUAUGUAAUAAUGUCCCUUUUCAUAAUGUGUUUCUACUGUAAUUGUUUUUAUGUAUUCUUUGUACUGUGUUAAUAGUUUUAAUGUUUGAAUAUGAUGCCUGGUGUGAAGAUAUCUUCAACUAUCUGGUUGUUAUCUUUGUGUUUCCUACAGUGCCUUGCACAUCGUAGUCACUCAAUAAAUAUUUGUUAAUUAAAGAACUAAAAACUGCACUGAAACAGUGAGUUCUGUGCUUUGAUAGUCUGCCUGUGGAGUUGUCAGUGUAGAAGCCUUCUUAUGUGAGUGGUUCUCUGGUAGUUCCUUCAUAUUGUAAGAAAAUUACAAUUAAAAAAUAUAAUUAACCUUGAAA
Molecule: messenger RNA, 4972 nt
Organism: Dromiciops gliroides (monito del monte)
Lineage: Eukaryota; Metazoa; Chordata; Mammalia; Microbiotheria; Microbiotheriidae
Product: baculoviral IAP repeat-containing protein 2-like
Exons: 9
Coding region: 1962-3767 (601 amino acids)
Biological process (GO): regulation of cell cycle; negative regulation of necroptotic process; negative regulation of apoptotic process
Cellular component (GO): spindle microtubule; cytoplasm; nucleus
Molecular function (GO): cysteine-type endopeptidase inhibitor activity involved in apoptotic process; ubiquitin protein ligase activity
Source: RefSeq, a predicted model, not a curated record